GAAAUUUAAAUUAAGACUUAGGCGUACGGCAGCAUUUCCCUCUUUUCUUUCCAUCUUCCUAUAUUCCUAUCCCCGCUUAUUGUUGCUCAUCUUGUAUAUAUAGGCAUAUAGCUCAUUCUAGUUCCUCCAUCUAAUGGGGCGGAUCUUGAUUUGAUUUAAUAAAAUUAAUACGUCCCUCCCCUUCAAUCGUCUGUCCAUCCUUUCCUUCUCAUUUUGUGCAUACGUACGAAAAAUGAUGGUGUUAAGGUUAAGUGUGGCUGUGUUGCUUCUGCUAACGUUAGCGCCAUGGUGUAGUUACUCACAAUCACCUUCUCAACUUGUGGUGGGUAUUACAAUGGUGAAAAAUACUACUGCCAAACAUCUUGGAGCAUAUUGCUUGGAUGGGAGUUUACCUGCAUAUCAGUUCAGCAAAGGAUUCGGUUCUGGUGCAAGCAACUGGCUUUUGCACAUCGAGGGUGGUGGAUGGUGCAAUGAUGUAAAUUCAUGCUUGGAGAGGGCUACUACUGAAGUUGGUUCCUCAAACUACAUGACUGAGAAUAACUUUACUGGGAUCCUAAGCAACAAUGAAUCCCUCAACCCAGACUUCUACAAUUGGAACCGCGUUAUGCUAAGAUACUGUGAUGGAGCUUCCUUUGCUGGCAAUUCCUUGUACGAAAAUGGGACCUCAUCGCUUUACUUUAGAGGGCAAAAAAUUUGGCAGGCAAUUAUUUCUGAUCUUCUUCCACAAGGGUUGGCACAUGCAGAGAAGGCUUUGCUUUCUGGCUGCUCGGCAGGGGGUUUAGCAGUGUUUCUGCACUGUGACAACUUCUCCAGGUCUCUACCUGGAAAUGCUUCUGUCAAAUGUAUCAGUGAUGCUGGUUUUUUCUUAGACGUAAAAGAUGUAGCCAAGACUGACACAAUUAGAACCUUAUACCAUGAUGUCGUUUCUCUUCAAGGCGUUGAACAAAAUCUCAACCAAAACUGCACCAGUUCUCAAAUCGAUCUUAAGCAAUGCUUAUUUCCACAAUAUUUCCUGAGUUACAUCAAGACUCCGAUGUUCAUCUUAAACACUGCAUAUGAUACAUGGCAGUUUAAUAACAUCUUGGUACCAUCUUCGGCUGAUCCGGGAGGAGUAUGGAAUUCUUGCAAGAACAAUUUAGCAACUUGCACUGACAGUCAAAUUCAGACACUACAAGAUUUUCGACUAGACAUGCUCAAUGCUACAAACUCUUUCUAUAAAUCUUCAACAAGUGGAGGAAUGUUCAUAAAUUCAUGCUUUGCACAUUGCCAAACUGUGUAUCAGGAAACUUGGUUCGCCGUUAACUCCCCUAGAAUGCAAAAUAUGACCAUUGCAGAGGCUGUUGGCGAUUGGUAUUUUGAACGAAAUGAGACAAAGCUGAUCGAUUGUCCAUAUCCUUGUGACUCAACUUGUCAAUAUUAGACCAAGAUAAAACCCAUCAUAGGACUUGGAGAAUUUUUUGGAGGUGAAGAUUAUAAAAGCAGAUUCUUAAUCUGCAAAAGAUAGCUUUAUUUUGCUGGUGCAUUUCAGUGUACAAUUUCUAUAAGAAAAAUAAACUUGUACCUGGAUUACAUGUUAUUCAAUCACAAUUCUUCUAAUCAAAUAGUGUACUUCAAUUUUA
This is a messenger RNA of Chenopodium quinoa (quinoa), 1619 nucleotides long. Its product is annotated as pectin acetylesterase 9-like. Gene Ontology annotation, molecular function: hydrolase activity. The record is from RefSeq and is a predicted model, not a curated record. Bases 233 to 1420 code for a protein of 395 amino acids. Lineage: Eukaryota; Viridiplantae; Streptophyta; Magnoliopsida; Caryophyllales; Amaranthaceae. The transcript is spliced from 11 exons.